AUGUCGUCGUCGACAGCGCCGCCGCUGCUCCCCAUCGCGCCGCUGGACGGGGAGAGCGGUUACCUCCGCUGGAAGGAGUCGGUGCUGCUCCGCCUCCACACCCUCGGCGUGGCGGAAGCGCUGACCGAGGAGCGCCCCGCCGACGACGAGAAGCCGUUCGCCGGCAAGCGGUGGGCGCGCGCGGACGCCAUUUGCCGCGGCCACAUCCUGGCCGCGCUCUCGGACCGGCUGCUCCCGGUGUACGCGCCCCACGCCACGGCGGCGGCCGUGUGGCGCGCCGUGGCGCGCACCUACGACCUGGACCUGACGGCGGAGGUUCAGGGCGAGAAGGCCAAGGCGUUCCGGUACGCGGAGGGCGAGCCCGUGACGGAACAGCUCGCGCUCCUCGAGGGCUUGGCCGCCAACGCGGAGCUGGAUAGCCACACCUUGCGUCGGAUCGUGAAGAAGCAGUUCAAGAAACUGGUAAUCCCGUACGGCGUGGGCUUGGACGAGAUGUGGGAGAUCGCUCGGCAGGAGGAGGUGGAUGACAGGCUAGGACGCUCCGAGAAGGACAGACGGGCGAGGCAUUUCCUCCGGUGGUGA
Molecule: messenger RNA, 582 nt
Organism: Hordeum vulgare subsp. vulgare (domesticated barley)
Lineage: Eukaryota; Viridiplantae; Streptophyta; Magnoliopsida; Poales; Poaceae
Exons: 1
Coding region: 1-582 (193 amino acids)
Source: RefSeq, a predicted model, not a curated record